AUGCUGAUGCAGAUGUCUUUUAAGACAGCCUGGUGCCUCUCUGCUUCUGAGGUUGACCAAAUUGAUUCUACAUUAUUUCCAAUUGGCUUUAGUCCUGUUGCACCUCAGAGCUCCCAAAUUCAGCAGUCCACCAGCCUUGGCCUCCCAGUAGUAGCAGGAAUUACAGGACACACGACUGGACUCUCCUUGAACAAUGACAGGUUGUAUAAGCUCACAUACUCCACCGAAGUGCUUGUUAACCAGGCUGGAGAACCACUCCAAGAUGGCGCGGGCUACAAAAUCUCCUCCAACGUGGACGUUGUACUACUAUGGAGGAAUCCUGAUGGGGACGAUGACCAACUAAUUAAAAUCACGAUAAAAGAUGUUAAUGUUGAAAAUGUAAAUAAAAGGGAUGGAGAAAAGAACAUCUUCAAGGGGAAAAAAAUCUCCCAAAUCAUAGGAAAAAAUAAUUUGGCGGCUUUGCAGACACCUGUGCUUCUCCAUUUGACUCGAGGAAAGGUUACAGACUACUACUCAUAUCCAAGUGAACCAGUGGGUGUACAGAAUCUCAAGAGAGGGCUGGCCAGCCUAUUUCAGAUGCAGCUAACCUCUGGAACUACCAAUGAGGUGGACAUUUCUGGGAAUUGCAAAGUGACCUAUCAGGCCCAUCAUGAUAAAGUGACCAAAAUUAAGGCCCUGGAUACCUGCAAAAUCGACAGGCCUGGGUUUGCCACCCAGAACAAGGUUUUAGGGAUCAGCUCCAAAACAGUGUCCAUGACCACUUACAAGAUAGAAGACAGCUUUGUCACAGCAGUCCUGGCAGAAGAGACCCGAGCUUUUGGUCUCAAUUUCCAGAGGAUGGCUACAGGCAAAAUUGUAUCUCGGCAGAAACUGGAGCUGAAGACGACAGCAGCAGGCCCAAAACUGAUGGCCGGGAAAAAGGUCGCUGCUGUGGUUAAGGCUGUGGAUUCAAAAUACGUCUCCAUCCCCCUGGUCGGGCAGCUCUUCCAGAGCGAGUGCAAGCGGUGCCCUUCGCUUUCUGAGUUCUGGCAGAGCAGAAGAAAACAACUGCAGCCAGACAACCUGGCCAAAGCCGAGUCGGCCAAAAGCUUCUUAGGCCUCAUCCAUCGCUUCCGGGCAGCUGGGAGAGAGGAGCUUCUUCAGAUUCUCAGAAGCGAGAACAAAGAAAUCCUACCCCAACUGAUAGACGCUGUAACAUCUGCUCAGACCCCGGAUUCUUUGGAGGCCGUCCUGGAGUUUUUGAAUUUCAAAAGUGAAAGCGACAUUCUUCUGCAGGAGAGGUUCCUUUAUGCCUGCGGUUUCGCCUCCCACCCCAACGAGGCUCUGCUAAAAGCUCUGCUCAAGACAUUCAAGAGUCCUAUUGGAAGCAAUGACAUUAGAGAAACGGUCGUUAUCGUCAUUGGCGCACUUAUCAGGAAAUUGUGUCAGAAUGAAGCCUGCAAAGCCCCAGCUGUAGCUGAAGCCAAAAAGCUGAUCCUGGGAGGCCUUGAAAAGGCGGCCAAAAAGGAGGAUAUUAAGAUGUAUUUGUUAGCGCUGAAGAACGCUCUUCUUCCUGAGGGGGUCCCCCUGCUGUUGAAAUAUGCUGAGUCAGACGACGGGCCCAUCAGCCACCUGGCAGCCACAGCUCUGCAGAGAUAUGAGAGCUCUUUCAUCACUAAUGAGGUGAAGAUCGUCUUGAACAGGAUUUACCACCAGAAUCGGAAGAUCCAUGAAAAGACAGUGCGUUACCACCGCGGCCCUCCAUCCCUCCUGAAUAACAACCCUUCUUACAUGGAAGUCAAGAACCUCCUGCUUUCUAUUGGCGAGCUCCCCCAAGAAAUGAACAAGUACAUGCUCUCUGUCGUCCAGGACAUCCUGCGCUUUCAGUUACCUGCCAGCAAAAUGAUCCGUCGAGUCCUAAAGGAAAUGGUUGCUCACAAUUACGACCGUUUCUCCAAGAGUGGCUCCUCCUCUGCCUACACCGGCUACGUGGAACGUGCUGCUCACUCGGCAUCCACUUACAGCCUCGAUAUUCUCUACUCUGGCUCUGGGAUUUUAAGGAGAAGUAACCUGAACAUCUUCCAGUACUUGGAGAAGACUCAUCUUCAUGCUAGCCAGGUGGUUAUUGAAGCUCAAGGAUUAGAAGCCUUAAUCGCAGCCACCCCUGAUGAGGGGGAAGAGAACCUUGAUUCCUUUGCCGGCAUGUCUGCCAUCCUGUUUGACGUCCAGCUAAGACCUGUCACCUUUUUCAAUGGAUACAGCGACUUGAUGGCCAAAGUUCUGUCGGCGUCAGGAGACCCUGUCAGUGUGGUGAAAGGACUUAUCCUUCUGACUGACUAUUCACAGGUGAUUCAGUUGCAGUCUGGGCUGAAAGCCAAUGUGGAGUUCCAGGGAGGUCUGGCCAUUGAUAUUUCAGGUGCAAUGGAGUUCAGCCUGUGGUACCGUGAAUCUAAAACCCGAGUGAAAAACCGGGUGGCUCUCGUAGUGACUGGGGACAUCACGGUGGAUUCCUCCUUUGUGAAGGCUGGCCAAGAAGCCAGCGUUGAAAUAGAAGCAGGACUGGAGUUCAUAUCCACAGUGCAGUUUUCACAAUAUCCCUUCCUGGUCUGCAUGCAAAUGGACAGACAGGAGGCACCCUUGAGGCGAUAUGUGACCAAGUACGAAAGACUCUGGACGGGCAAGGGCUAUGUCUCCCGCAAAGGAAAAGAAAAGCUGUCCCCAGGAUCUGAAUUCCCCCUUCAUCAAGAGAACUCUGACAUGUGCAAGGUGGUCUUUGCCCCACAGGCUGAGAACUCUUCAGAUGGCUGGUUUUGAACCUGGUGCCUGACAGGUUUCACUUGAAUCCGUGUGUCCCUGUGGGAGGCGCAGCUACGGCAUAGCCCAGCACCUGCUCACAGAGAGCACAGUGUUUACAUGUUUAUGUGUAUUUAAGAUUUUUGUAAAAGCUAUGGGAGAAAAAUAACUGAGUCAGUCAAUUCUGAUGGUCCCUCAAUGUUGUCUUGGGUCAAACAACCACAAAAGGGUGACGUUUUCCAUGUCGUUUCUGGUUUUCUAAUACUCAUUUGCCCUUGGCCUGCUGUAAGAAGAGCUUUGCUACAGGCAGAUGUGCUAUACACAAGGAGCACCAGGAGUCAGUUUUUCAAGCAACUUUCAAUUAAGAUAUUGCAAAGCCUUUUCUUAACAACAUGUUAAAUUUACAAUUUGUUUUUACCAACUAAAUUGUCUAAUCAAGAAGAAACAGGCUGUCGUGUUUUUAUAAGACUUUUUAUGGCCUGUCUCACUAAUUAAUAUUUAUCUAUUUGGUUCUUAAGUUUAUUUUUUAUUUUAAGCAUUAUGGGAAGUAGGCAUGCAGAGCUAAAUGAUGAAAUCUCAUAUCUCUGCAGACCGUAGGUGAUUAUUUCUCCAAGGAGCACCUUUGGUUGUCUUCCUUCAUCCCCUCCAUAAAACAAUGGGAUUUACUGUGUAGGUACCGGAAAAAUCUGGUUUGGAAACCUCAUCAGAUUUACGUUAAGUUAUGUUGUUCUCUUUGAGCCUUAAAUUUGUACACUGUUCUCCUAAAAAGGGAUCCUUUUCCAAAGUCCUUUUGACUUCAUCUCUUCACCUGGUUUGGUCCCAAUAUCUCUUGCCUCUGUCCACUUCUCUCUGCUCACAUGGCCACCACACUGCUGUAGACCCUCAUCACUGCUCACCCACACUGGACUCCCCGCUUCUAGUCUUUCCCUUCUCCAAUUCAUCCUCUACUCAGCCAUCCCAAUAAUCUUACUAAGGCACAGGACUGACCACAAGCAUGUAACUCUCCUCCCCCCUCGCCUCUUCAAAUGCCAAUCAUUCAGCCCCACCAAGCACACAACCCUUCACACACAGUCUUGCUGGCUCUGGCCUAACUUUCCAAACAUCCCACAUUACUCCGAUUCAUGCACGAUUUUCUGGCCAAAGUGGCUUAUUAUUUGUUCAGCUCGGGAUCCCGUCUCCUGCCCUUGGCACACGCCCUCUUUGUCCACGCCUAGAAUGCACUCCCUCCUGGCCUUUGUCUUAUCUUGCUUCCUUCCAGGCUCACUCAUGUGCCUCCUCUUGGAGGAAGCUUCUCCCCAUUUCCCUACUAGUAGCGCCUGGACUAGUAGUCUCCUCCCUUAUGUGAUCUUGUCUUUGCUUAUCUGUUCAUUUGUAUCCCCCAGUAGAAUGGAAACUCUUUGAAAGCAGGGGGUAUCUUUCAUUGCUGUCUUUAGACCCCCAGUGUCCCAGAGCAGUGCCUUAUACGUAGUGGGUGUUCAUUAAAUGUUUGUUGCCUGUCAUUGAAUCGAUAGCAGUUUGGUGCCGCAAGGUUCAGACUUCCCAAAUGGCCAGAGAAUUCACUUUAAUACGCAUGUAUGAACUACAGACAUAAGAAACAGAGGAAUCUGGAUUUCUGGACAAUGAGACCAGAAAACGAAUCAUCUGUCUCUAUAAGAAUAAAAGGGAAACAUUAA
This is a messenger RNA of Dromiciops gliroides (monito del monte), 4445 nucleotides long. It is a transcript of the gene MTTP, whose product is annotated as microsomal triglyceride transfer protein. The record is from RefSeq and is a predicted model, not a curated record. Gene Ontology annotation, biological process: lipoprotein metabolic process; lipid transport; cholesterol homeostasis. Gene Ontology annotation, cellular component: Golgi apparatus; endoplasmic reticulum; basolateral plasma membrane. NCBI's taxonomy places the organism in Eukaryota, Metazoa, Chordata, Mammalia, Microbiotheria, Microbiotheriidae. Gene Ontology annotation, molecular function: lipid binding.